This is a messenger RNA of Dictyostelium discoideum AX4, 2568 nucleotides long. RefSeq names its product IPT/TIG domain-containing protein (gene tgrI1). The transcript has 2 exons. NCBI's taxonomy places the organism in Eukaryota, Evosea, Eumycetozoa, Dictyosteliales, Dictyosteliaceae. The coding region runs from base 1 to 2568 and encodes 855 amino acids. Gene Ontology annotation, cellular component: membrane. The record is from RefSeq and is a predicted model, not a curated record.
AUGAAAAUAAUUUUAAUUUCUUUACUUUUUUAUUUAUUUUCAUUUGCUAUUUCUUAUGAUGAUGUCAUUCCUUUGGGUUAUGAAAGUCACAAUGAUUCUCUUGUGAUUAGAUAUCGUGAAAGAGAAAAUUAUUAUACAAAUAUUUCAUUUUUAUGGAAUGGUAAAAGUCGUUAUGAUAUGAGUUUUAAUUGUGUUUUAAAUAAUACAAUUAGAACUUGUACUUUACCAGUGAAAGAAUCUGAUCAUGCCCAAAUGUAUUCAGAGAAAAUAUCUGCAUGUACAGAAAAUAAUGGUACUUUUAAAAGGUGUGGUUAUGAUGUUGAGUUAUUUUAUUUUCCAAGUCCAUUUUUAAUUUCAGAGUUUAAACCAAAAACACGAGGUGGAAAUACAACAUUAAGUGGUUAUUAUUUAGAGUUAAAAGAAAGAAUUUAUGUUCCAUUUGAAAGUCACUAUAAAGAUGAUCAGUUUUAUUAUGCUGUAGAAGUAUAUACAAUUCCAGGUAAGUUUCAAUCAAAAACACCAGAUAGAAUAAAUUUAGUUUUAAAAGUUUUUCCAGGUUGUGGAUACAGAACAAUUAUUUGGGAGAAUCGUGAAAGAUUAAAUUUUACAUAUCAAGAGCCAAACAUUGAAAAAAUUGAUAUUAAUCAAUCAUUUCUUGAUAUAACUGGUACAAAUUUCUACAAUCAAUCAAUUUUGGUUUCUGUUAAAAUUGAUAAUAAUAUUAUUGAUCCAAAUGAUAUUAUUUCAGUUGAUUUUGAAAUUAUUAAAUUAAAAUUUAAUUAUUCAGAUCCAUUCUCAUCAAAAUUGAAUGUUCAAGUCGGUUGUUGUGAUUAUUGGUCAAAUCAAUUUCAAAUUACAUAUCCACCAAUUCCAAUAAGUUCAAAUAGUAUUCCAAAAUUAAAAGGUGGUUUAUUAAUAAUCAAUGGUAAUAGAUUAACUUCAUCACCAUCAUUAUCUAAUAAUAUUAAUAUUUCAGUAACAGUUGGUGAUUCAAUUUGUUCAAUUGUUUCGUCAUCUUCAAAUGAAAUUAAAUGUAAUUUACAACCAAUAUCAAAUUCAACAUUUAAUAAUUCAUCACCAAUUGCUGUAUCAAUAAAUGGGGUUGUAAAUACAAAUACAUUAUUAUUAAAUUAUGAUAUUCCAUAUAUUACAACAUUCUCUCAAGUAAAUGAUGAAAUUCAUAUAAUUGGUGGUUGUUUUGGUAAUAUUAAUUCAACUCAAAUUCAUAUCAAUGAUAAACAAGUUUCUGGCCAAAUUAAAUCAAUUAAUAAUGAUGAAACAAUUUUAAUAUUAAAAAUACAAAAUCAAAUUUAUAAUUUCAAUCUUUCAAUCGAAUCAAAUUCAAUCAAAUCAAAUGGAAUCAAUGUAGAUGUAAAAUUGUAUGCAAGUAUAAAUGAAAUUCCAUUGGUUGCUAAUAAAUUAAUUAAUUUUACAUUAUUUUAUGUAAAUUCAAGUAAUAUUAAUUUAAUACCAACAAUUAAAAUAAUUAAUGAAAAAUCAAAUCAAACAAGUAAAUCAAUUUCAACCAAUGUAAAUGAAAGUGUUGUAUCAUGUUCAUUUUUAAUUGAAAAUAAUUGUGGUAUUAUUAAUUAUGAAAUUGAAAUUGGUAAUCAAAUAUAUCAAUCAUCAUUUUCAUAUGAAUCACCAUUGAUUAAUAAAUGUAAUUUAAAUUCAAAUGAAAUUGUUACUUGUAUUUGUAAAGGUUUUGUAAAUAAAUAUAAUGAAACAAGUAUUUUUAUUUCAAAUCAAUCAAUAGCCCUUAGUAAAGAAAUUAAUAAUAGUAGUUAUGAAUCAAUAUCAUUUCAAAUGAAAGAUGAGUAUAAUAUUCUUGGUGAAUUGUAUUUAAAUGUAUGUGGUUUAUUAUCAAAUAAAGUAAUUAUUAAUACAUUUCCAAUUUUUAAAAAUGUAUCGAUUCCUAACUUGUUUGGUACAAAUGGUGGUAAUAUCAUUAUUAUUGGUAAAUAUUUAAAUAAUAAUACAAAUAUUACAAUUGAAUGUAAUGGUGAACAAAUUAUUAUAGAAAAAGAAUGUAAAUUAAAAAAUAGUAGUACAUCAUUAGAAUGCAACAUUAAUUUAAAUGGUCCAAAUGAUAAAACUUGUAAAUUAUUAUUUAAUAAUGAUAAUAGUAUAGUAUCAACAUUUAAUUUAAUAUACAAAUCACCAUCAAUUAAUCAAACCAGUAUAAUUAAUUUAAAACAAGGAGGUAUUUUAACAAUUAUUGGUAAUGAUUUCUAUUAUCCAAUUGAUAAAGUUACAAUAAUUGGUAAUGGUAAUGGUAGUGGUAAUAGUAGUAGUUUAAAUUGUAAUGAAGCAAAGUAUAUUAAUGAUACAAUUAUAACAUGUUUUAUUCAAGCAACUAAUUAUACAUUUAAUAAUAUUAAAAAUGGUGAAAUGAUAUUUAUCAAUGUUUCAACCAAUGGUAAAAGUGGUAUAUCAAAAGUAUUCAAAUAUUUAACUCAAUCUGAUGAUAUCCAUCAAUACUCUGAUGCUAGAAAUAUCUUUCAAAAUCUAUUAUUAUCAAUUUUAAUCAUAUUAAUCAUUUCAUUAUUAUUCAUUUCAAAUCUUUAA